This is a messenger RNA of Arabidopsis arenosa, 1531 nucleotides long. The record is from the annotation of a GenBank genome assembly. NCBI's taxonomy places the organism in Eukaryota, Viridiplantae, Streptophyta, Magnoliopsida, Brassicales, Brassicaceae.
ACAAAAAUGUUAAGAAGUGUAGAUGACCCAACCAGUGGCAGAAGAAGGCUAUGUCUCUGAAAGAAGGUACAUGCACAAGUCAAAUGCAACAAGUUCAGCUAGAGGAGGAAGGGCUAUCAACAAAGAGAAAAGCUAUCGAUGAAGCUGAACUAUCAUCGAAACUCGCUAAGCGAAAUGAAGAGAAGCGUUGGAUGGGAUAUGAUCAUGCUCAUACCGUUGAUCUGGUGGAUUUAAGCGGUGGGCUUCGGGGUGGACGACCGUGGGGAUUUUCUUCGAGUGCUGGACCGAGUAACAAUCCAUACGGGGAUAACGAUGUUAAUUCUGACGAUUUUAUGAUUCCGUCGGAACAUGUGAGGCGAAUGUUGGAGGGGUCUGAAUCGGAGACUUUCAUGGCUUUGAGUCCCUCAGUGACCUCGGCUGAAUCCCAUCCUACGAGGGAGAUGGAAGGAUCGGAGAGUUCCGUCGAGACUGACCCGUCGGAAGAUCUUGAUGAGUUUGAUGAUGACGAUGUCGAGACUGGUGCAGAGUCUGACGAAGCCGUGCCUUUGGUUGCUUUUGGAGGAAAUUUCGGGAAUGUUCUAAUCACUGAUUUUGUUGUGCUUUCUGAUGAUUCUAAUGAUGAUUCUUUGGACGAGCCUGAAGAGCAGAUGGCGACAACUAGAUAUCUCUAUGGAGAUAGUGAUAUUGAUGUGCCUAUGUGGGAAAGCCCGGAUGGAGUAAAUGCCUCGCACGAUUCUGACUGUGUUGUGUUUAUGCCGACAGAAUAUGGGAUUCCUAAGCAAGCGUUGGCUUACAACAUGAUGUCGCCUAAUGUCGAAUUUGCUACACCACCUAGUCCGCCAACUCCGAAUUUUAGCGAGACGCCGAGAAUGUCUAUUUCGCUAAGGAGAUUUGCGAGUAGGACUUGGUAUGAUGGGUAUGAAAGAGCUAACAAUGAGAUGUUCCAUAUGAGUUUUGAUAAUGAAGAAGUGGAUGAAGAAGUGCCGGAUCCGAUGUUUGAGUGUGAGACUAUACCGGAAACUCCGCCACCUGUUGAGGAGUCGGGAAUGUUAUUUCCCCCGGAUGAGUCGCUUUUUGUGCCGGUGACUUUGGGAUCCAGUUCCAUGGCUACAAUGAUUGAGAACAUGAUUGAUGCGGGUACCCUUGGUAUUGAACCGAUCCAACCAUCCAAAGGUAUGCCUGUUUGGAAUGAAGGUAUGAAGAGAUCCGCGGAUGGAACCGUUGUGACUAAGAUGGAGCGUGAAGAUGGACGUUCUUAUAGUGUAACGCCGUUCUACUUCACUUGUGGCCAAGAUGGUCACUAUGUGACUGUGUGUCCAAAGAAGCGUCCUGAGAAUCCCAGUUCGUCAAACCCAAGCCCGAGUACGUCCGCGAAGAAGAAGAAAAACCUUAGUAUUAACUAGGAUUACUCUAAACCUUCAAACAGUUGGAUUCCGGCGAGGUAAGUAAGGGUUCUAACUCAUUGUAUGAUUCUGUGUUGCAUUUUAUUCUUGUAUUGCAUUUAGGAUUGUAAUAUAUUUGGCUUGUAAUC